AUGCGUAUAUGCACAUAUGCAUUCAGAGUUAAAGAGUAUGAAUCUUUGCCAAUAUGUUUACCAAAUGAAGUUUGUGAUUAUCAACUGCUUGAUACAUAUAUACUACAAGAUGGCUCAUUUCGUGGACAUCGUGAUGAUAGCAAAUAUCAUCCUGAUAUUGGGGAAUCUUCUACACAAAAAGUUGGAGUCGGUAACUUCAUAGAGCUUUUAAAUUUUCGUGUUGAUGCUGGUGAUCAAGUAUUAGCUAAUCAUCUUUUUUCAAGUCCAAAAAAUGCAACCUAUAUAUCAAAAACUACCCAAAACCAACUUAUUGAUUCUUGUGGGAAAGCAAUUGAGGAAAUUUGCGAGGAUUUCUUAAGAUUUAUUGAUUGCAAGACUGGUACAUCUGGUCUUAGUCUAUCUCUAAAUGUACUUAAUGCACUUCAAGAGUUUGGACUUGAUAUUCAAAAUUGUAGAGGCCAAGGGUAUGACAGUGCAGGUUGUAUGGCAGGUGAGUAUAAAGGAGUUGCUUCUCGAAUAAAAGCUCUUAAUCGUGAAGCUAUAUUUGUUCAUUGUGCAAGCCAUAGACUUAGUUUAGUAGUAGCAGCUGCAUGCCAAGUUCAAAAAAGGAGAUGGGGUUAA
Molecule: messenger RNA, 621 nt
Organism: Hydra vulgaris (swiftwater hydra)
Lineage: Eukaryota; Metazoa; Cnidaria; Hydrozoa; Anthoathecata; Hydridae
Source: RefSeq, a predicted model, not a curated record